AGUUUUGUCUUCCAGUAUGGUAUUCUUUAGUAACUAGUGUAAAAACUUCUUUGGUUUGAAAACGGAUUCUAAUUCGAGUCGAAAGCUCUAUUAGGAGAAGUUCAAUAAUUCGGGUCUUUGUCUAUACUACAUUCCAAUACGGACCACAAGGACUUGUCAUGGAAUCCCGAGCCAAUCCGUAUUGUCAUUUAUGAGCACGAACUUUUUAAGAGAAAAACUCGCAUUAUGUUCGUUGCUGCUACAAGAAACAACAAGAGCUUUGGUAUUAGUCUAUUUGAAGCAAAGCAGUCAUGAGUGGACAAUCGAAUAUUGACAUCUCGUACGAAGGGAAGGAUGUUGAUCAAUUAUCAGCCGCUGUACAUGGUACUAUCAAAUACUUAACCCAUCUUCAGAACUCGCUAGAUGACGUCAAAGACAACACUAAAGGACUUUUCUGGUGGACUUCGACUCUCGUGUCCAUCUGUCUCGGACUUUUCCUCCUUUCCCAACUUAUCCGUCUUCGCCAGGAAGUGACUACAUUAGUCCAGUACCAAGAGCUCUUCCGAAGAAUGUGGGAUGAGGACAGAGAAAUUGAGGAAGAGAGGAUAAAAGAACAGAGGCAAGAGAAGAGGUUAGAAGAACAGCGAAGACAAGCCCGGUCAACCGCACGUGGCAGAGCUGGAUCAGAGUUCCCACCGAGAAGAACGCCCACGGCAUCGCCUCGCCGCGGCUGGGCAACAGAAGAACCAUACGCUCCAACAUCUCAGUAUAAUAGACUAUCACCAUUCGGAGCUAAAGUCGACGCGGCUCUCAAUAAUGCCCCCUUGCAAGAAGAGGAUCGUGAUGAAUGGGUUCGCAGGGUAGCAUCUAUGACUCAGGAUCUAAGGCGAAAUUAUUACGGGGGACAAAAUCAAGAGGAGGAGGAGGAGGGCGAUCAAGAGGAUAUUUGUUCGUGAAAGUUCUUAAGAUAAAAGACAUGGAUUGUAGAGAAGGAAUGCAGAAACAUUUUUCACAUUGGUUUAGACACAGUGUUAAGUACUUGGGUAUUCUAUUAAUCGAGACGAGCGUGAUUUAUUAACUCCGAUAUA
Molecule: messenger RNA, 1067 nt
Organism: Daldinia vernicosa
Lineage: Eukaryota; Fungi; Ascomycota; Sordariomycetes; Xylariales; Hypoxylaceae
Exons: 2
Coding region: 291-935 (214 amino acids)
Source: RefSeq, a predicted model, not a curated record